AACAGCUCCAUAUCACGCAGAGAGAGAGAGAGAGAGAGAGAGAGAGAGAGAGAGAGAGAGAAAUCCUCGAUUAUCUUCGACUCUUCGUCUUCUCGUUCGUCUUCGACCUGCGAAUUAUCGGACAGAUUUUUUUAGAUCUAUCGAGAAGGAUAGAAUGUCGGGAAAAGGUGCGAAGGGAUUGUUGACGGGGAAAACUCCGGCGUCGAAGGACAAGGAUAAAGACAAGAAGAAACCUAUCUCACGCUCUUCUCGUGCUGGACUUCAGUUCCCUGUCGGACGUAUCCAUCGCCUCCUUAAAGAGCGAGUCACUGCUCACGGCAGAGUGGGAGCGACUGCUGCUGUUUAUUCCGCAGCCAUUUUGGAGUACCUAACUGCAGAAGUGUUGGAGUUAGCCGGGAAUGCCAGCAAGGAUUUGAAGGUGAAGCGUAUUACACCCCGGCAUCUGCAGCUGGCUAUACGUGGUGACGAGGAGCUCGAUACCCUCAUCAAGGGAACCAUAGCCGGCGGUGGUGUCAUCCCGCAUAUACACAAGUCCCUCAUCAACAAAUCCUCCAAGGAAUAAACUAAGACAUUUUCUUUGAUCGAUCAUGUGUUUAAAAAUCUCGGUGGGGCUGUAGGUUUUAGGCUUAGGCUGUUUGUUUUGAGAUGCUAUUCUAUCUGUCACCAUGUUCUGAAUCAAAGCUUUUGACUGAAUUCCGGGUUUAGCAGUUCAGGAGACGAUCUUCUUCGUGUGUUUGCUGUCUCUCCAUUUAUGUGAAACUUUGAGAAAAUUCUAUGCUUCUGUUAAUGACA
This is a messenger RNA of Andrographis paniculata, 792 nucleotides long. RefSeq names its product probable histone H2A variant 3. Gene Ontology annotation, molecular function: DNA binding; protein heterodimerization activity; structural constituent of chromatin. The transcript is spliced from 2 exons. The coding region runs from base 155 to 562 and encodes 135 amino acids. The record is from RefSeq and is a predicted model, not a curated record. Gene Ontology annotation, cellular component: nucleosome. NCBI's taxonomy places the organism in Eukaryota, Viridiplantae, Streptophyta, Magnoliopsida, Lamiales, Acanthaceae.